Plasmodium malariae is the source of this 813-nucleotide messenger RNA. RefSeq names its product RAD protein. NCBI's taxonomy places the organism in Eukaryota, Apicomplexa, Aconoidasida, Haemosporida, Plasmodiidae. The transcript has 2 exons. The coding region runs from base 1 to 813 and encodes 270 amino acids. The record is from RefSeq and is a predicted model, not a curated record.
AUGCUUGCAAAGAGUUGUUUAAAAAGGUUUUACUUGUUCGGAUUUAGCAUCUCCUGUUUGUUUGUUCUUCUAAAUAAUACUAUUUGUUUAUCUAAAGAAAAUGCAUUGACAGAGUUACAGUUACAUGUUUGGGGAUGCCCAAGAAAUUUAGCUGAUAUUACUCAGAAUGAAGAAAGUAAAAAUGGAGAAAAUAAAGUUGACGAAAAUAACAAUGGAGAAAAUAAAGUUGACGAAAAUAACAAUGGAGAAAAUAAAGAUGACGAAAAUGAAAAUGGAGAAAAUAAAGAUGACGAAAAUGAAAGUGAACAUAAUGAAAUUAUGAAUGAAUUAAAAACAAGUUUAUCUGAACCAACAUAUAAUCUACCAUUCGGAUGUACGAACGAAGAUAUUUCGAAAAAUUUAUCAAUAGAGGAGGUAAAAAAUUUAGCUGAAAGAUGUUCGUAUUUUCCAAAAAAGAGUGAAGGUUAUUUCUUUUAUCAUUAUUACUUUCAAAAUAAAAGGACAUGUUUUUUAAAUAUGUUAUGUAAUAUAAAGACAUUGUUAAUCAAAUGGUCUCAAGAAAAACAUAUACCUAAUGAUUAUUUUGAGGUAUUAUGGGAAGAAUGUAAAUUAUAUCUAUUGGAAUGUUUAUCAGAAAUGCAAAAUAUAUCUAGGUGGAGUUUUUUUUAUCUCAUGACGAAAUUUAUAAGAACUAAAUAUCAUCUUUUAGAAUUCUUGGAUAAUUUUGACAAAAUAUGGGAUACUGUUAUUAAGAAAUAUGAAGAAAAAUGGACUAAAUUAUUAGAAGAGAGAGUAAAUAAUUAUGUAGCAUAA